AUGAAAGACACAGACAUUUUCAAGAGGGAAGAUGUUGUUCCUUCUAGUGUUCCUGGUGAAGAAAAUAGUGACUCUGAGCUGCCCUGCAAUGUAAUAAUCAAAUUCUACCAGCACAUCCUUGCCUUGGUCUUUGCUGUGAAGGAGAUCAAUGAGGACUCCCAGAUCUUACCUAACGUCACUCUUGGGUUCCACAUCUAUGACAGUUACUUCAAUUCAAGGAUGACCUAUCGCACCACCUUGGACCUGCUUUUCAAAUCGCAGGAAUUUAUCCCUAACUACAAUUGUGAUCACCAGAAGAAUCUCAUGGCUAUCAUUGGGGGACUGGAUUUUGUCACAUCAUCUUAUAUAGCUGAAAUUACAGGAUUCUUCAAGAUUCCACAGACAGAAACCAGGAAUCCUCAUAUCAUUUCAGAUCCUCCAGUGUUUCAAGACUUCUUUUCUGAAACAUUCUCUCUGAUCCUCGUCCAGCCUUCAAACUCUCACAGCUCUUCAGAAAACUUUCCUGGUUCUGUCAUCACUGAAACUAUGCCUCAGAAGUGGAAGUGUGGACAGCUGAACACAGAUCUCCGCCUGGGUCUUGCAUCUGUUGGAGAAUCAAGAGUCAGAUGUCAGAUCACCCAGGAAAAGCUUGUAAUAAUCAAAUUCUACCAGCACAUCCUUGCCUUGGCCUUUGCUGUGAAGGAGAUCAAUGAGGACUCCCAGAUCUUACCUAACGUCACUCUUGGGUUCCACAUCUAUGACAGUUACUACAAUUCAAGGAUGACCUAUCGCACCACUCUGGACCUCCUUUUCAAAUCCCAGGAAUUUAUUCCUAACUACAAAUGUGAUAACCAGAAGAAUCUCAUGGCUGUCAUUGGGGGACUGGAUUUUGUCACAUCAUCUUAUAUAGCUGAAAUUGUAGGAUUCUUCAAGAUUCCACAACUGACAUACGGCUCAUUAGCCCAAGAGUUAUUUCAGACCAAUAAGCUCUCUUCACUUUAUUUCAUGGUCCCCAAAGAGGAUCAUCAGUACAUCGGGAUCAUCCAACUGCUUCAUCAUUUCAAGUGGACGUGGAUUGGGAUAUUUUCUGUUGAUAACAACAAUGGAGAAAAUUUCUUACAGAAAAUGCAGCCCUUAUUUUCACAGAAUGGAAUCUGUUCGGCGUUUAUAGAAAGGCUUCCUCAACAACUCCACUUUGAAAGAUUCUCAGAACUUUCUCAAAUGAUCUCCAUUAUUUUUCUUAAUAUGAUGAAUAGUAAAGCAAAUGUGUUUCUUGUCUAUGGUGAAGCUUGUAUAAUUACAUGGCUAAGAUUUAUAACAUUUGUGGUAGAUCCUGAAAACAAGGAAGCUACAUUAUUAAGAAAGGUGUGGAUCAUGACUGCACAGAUUGAUUUUGUACUGUCAGGCAUUCAAAUCAUGUUGGAUCUGAAGAUGUUCCAUGGGGCUAUUUCCUUCACUGUUCAUUCAACAGCAGUUGUAGGUUUCAAGGAGUUUCUUCGGACCAUAAAUCCUCUUUCAGGCUACAGAGAUGGGUUUCGGCAGAACGUUUGGGAACAAUCAUUUGAUUGUUCAUUUCUAAAACCAGAGUUACAAGAAAUGCAGAGUAGAAAAUGCACUCGGGAGAUGAAGCUGGAGGAUCUUCCUGCACCUAUAUUUGAAAUGGAAAUGACUGGCCAAAGCUACAGUGUCUACAAUGCUGUUUAUGCUGUGGCUCAUGCUUUGCAGGCUCUACACAUGUUGGGGUUCAAUAGGAAGAAAACUAUGAUGAGUAAAAAGACUGAUCUUCUACAUCUGCAGUCUUGGCAGGUUCCUCCACUUUCUCGAUGCAAUGACCCCUGUUUCCCUGGAUCCUGGAAGAAAGGGAUCGAGGGGGAUCAGUUCUGCUGCUAUGACUGUUUUCCAUGCCCAGAAAGGAAAAUUUCAAAUCAAAAUGAUAUGGAAGAUUGCUUUGAAUGUCCAGAAGAUCAUUAUCCAAAUAAAGAAAAGAAUGGAUGUAUCCUGAAACUGCUGGUUUUUCUAACUUUUGAAGAAACCUUAGGAAUUGGUUCAGCCUCAGCAGCCCUUUUUUUCUUCUUCUUGACAUCAUGGGUCCUUGGAACUUUUAUUAAGUACAGGGAUACUCCCAUUGUCAAAGCCAACAACCGGUCCCUCACCUACACUCUGCUUGUCUGUCUUCUGCUCUGUUUUCUCUCCUCUUUGCUCUUCCUCAGCCAACCUGGAGAAGUCACCUGCCUUCUCCGACAAUCAAUGUUUGGCAUCACUUUCUCAGUGGCCAUUUCGAGUAUACUGGCCAAAACCAUCACUGUGGUUGUGGCUUUCAUGGCCACUAAACCAGGAUCUCAGGUGAGGAGAUGGGUGGGGAAAAGAUUGGCCUUUUCUAUUGUUUUUUUAUGCUCCAUCAUCCAAGUAUUUAUUUGUAUUCUUUGGUUGUCGACAUUUCCCCCAUUCCCUGAGUUGGAUAUGCACUCAGAGCUCCAAGAAAUGAUUUUACAAUGCAAUGAGGGGUCAGCUUUCUUCUUCUACUGUGUCUUGGGCUACAUGGGUAUCUUGGCCAUUGCCAGCUUUAUUGUGGCUUUCUUUGCCCGUAAAUUACCUGACAGAUUUAAUGAAGCCAAGUUCAUCACCUUCAGCAUGUUGGCCUUUUGCAGUGUUUGGAUCUCCUUCUUUCCAGCCUAUCUGAGCACAAAAGGCAAAGCCAUGGUAGCUGUGGAGGUCUUCUCCAUCUUGUCCUCCAGCGCUGCAUUAAUGGGAUGCAUAUUCCUUCCAAAAUGCUACAUCAUUGUUUUGCGUCCUGACCUCAACCACCGGGAGCAACUCACAAAGAGAAAUUAG
Messenger RNA from Ahaetulla prasina, 2811 nucleotides. RefSeq names its product vomeronasal type-2 receptor 26-like. The transcript is spliced from 7 exons. The record is from RefSeq and is a predicted model, not a curated record. NCBI's taxonomy places the organism in Eukaryota, Metazoa, Chordata, Lepidosauria, Squamata, Colubridae. The coding region runs from base 1 to 2811 and encodes 936 amino acids. Gene Ontology annotation, cellular component: membrane. Gene Ontology annotation, biological process: G protein-coupled receptor signaling pathway. Gene Ontology annotation, molecular function: G protein-coupled receptor activity.